AUGGUCAACCACGAGGUGGCAGCGCAAGCUCAGUCCUCUCAGCAUUUCCCAGGCCCGCGGAAUCCAGCUUCUUUUCUUUCUGUCCGGGAGGAGAUUUCCAGACCCUCGGGGUCACGUACGACGGCCACAGAGCCCGCUGGGUGGUCUUCAUGGGUGAGACCCUGGGCCGCGCGAUCCCGAGCGGAAGGCGGGAUCUGGCUCUCCCGCGGCGAGCACACCGCCAUGCUUCCCUUGAACUCGGAGCACUUCACGGGGCCUGCGCCUCCCGGGUGCGCAGCCUCGGGGGACUCGCCGUUCCCCGCACCGCCCGCGGAGCGCGGAGUGCCCGGGCCGGGCGAGCGCCUCUGCCAAGCCCGGCGCUCGCCCGGCCCUGCCCCGCGGGAGGACGCGCUGUACCCGCCUCCCCGCAGGCGCUCGGAGACAACCCCGGGGCGCGUCCAGGGGCUCUGA
This is a messenger RNA of Rangifer tarandus platyrhynchus (Svalbard reindeer), 450 nucleotides long. The record is from the annotation of a GenBank genome assembly. NCBI's taxonomy places the organism in Eukaryota, Metazoa, Chordata, Mammalia, Artiodactyla, Cervidae.